Molecule: messenger RNA, 2909 nt
Organism: Engraulis encrasicolus (European anchovy)
Lineage: Eukaryota; Metazoa; Chordata; Actinopteri; Clupeiformes; Engraulidae
Gene: tnfaip8l3
Product: tumor necrosis factor, alpha-induced protein 8-like 3
Exons: 2
Coding region: 504-1112 (202 amino acids)
Biological process (GO): regulation of apoptotic process
Cellular component (GO): cytoplasm
Source: RefSeq, a predicted model, not a curated record
AGAGAGAGAGGGCUGAAAGAGGAAAGCAAGCGCGAAAUGAUCAGCAAAUAGGAGGCUGGCUCUCCUCUCCUCUCCUCUCCGCUCCGCUCCGUUCUGGCAGUAGCAUUCUGGCCACGGAGGGACAGCUGGCACGUCUCGGCUAAAGAAAAGAGGAGAAGAGGAGAGACCUCAGUCCCCACGCAGGCAGCACAGCACUCCGAGAGGCGCUUCUCUCACGGAAAAACACACAGGAGAAGGAGAGGAGAAGAAGAGGGACAGAGGCAGAGAAAAGAAGAGCACAAGAGAGAGAGAGAGAGAGAGAGAGAGAGUGUGUUUGAGAGAGAAGUACUUAGUUGGCCGGUAGAGAGGCGCUUUGCUCCAGGAAAAAAGAGAGGAGGAGAGAGAGCAAGAGGAGAAGAGGAGAACAGCCCUUCGAGGAAAGAGGAGAGGAGAAGAGGAGAGAAGUCCUUUCGAGGAAAGAGGAGAGGAAAAGAGGAGAGAAGUCCUUUGGGGGGCAAGAAAAGAUGGAUUCCGACUCCGGGGAACUGAGCGAGGGGGAGCUUUCUCCAGGGCACGAGAGCUUCAACUCCAAGAGCCUGGCGCUGCAAGCCCAGAAGAAGAUCUUGAGCAAGAUGGCCACCAUGGCCGUGGCCAACCUCCUCACGGACGACACGAGCAGCGAGAUCCUGGACGAGCUGUACCGGGCCAGCCGCGAGUACACCAAGAGCAAGAAGGAGGCGCACAAGAUCGUCAAGGACGUCAUCAAGAUCGCGCUGAAGAUCGGCAUCCUGUACCGCAACCAGCAGUUCAGCGCCGACGAGCUGGAGACGGUGGAGCGCUUCAAGAAGAAGAUGAACCAGGCGGCCAUGACGGCGGUCAGCUUCUACGAGGUGGACUACACCUUCGACCGGAGCAUUCUCUCCGAGCUGCUGCUGGAGUGUCGCGACCUGCUGCACGAGCUGGUGGAGCAGCACCUGACCGUGCGCUCGCACGGACGCAUCGACCACGUCUUCAACCACUUCGCCGACGUGGACUUCCUCACCGAACUCUACGGCUCCUCGGAGGAGUACAGACUCUACCUGAGGAAGAUCUGCGACGGCAUCAACAAACUCUUGGACGAGGGCGUGCUUUAACCACUCGCCGCCGGGUUGCCAUCUUUACUUCUCUUGUUUGCUCCUCUUGCCUGUUUUUUUUUUGUUUGUUUGUUUGUUUCAUUCCUGAUGUCUUCAAAUCAAACUUGUUUUUGUUCAUACGAACAAGGGAUGAGAAUGACCUCUCUGACUUUAAUUAUUAUAUGAUUGUUUCUUGUGCAACUUUUCUUUUUCCUUAUACCCCACUUACCGAUGAAGCCUUACCCCCCCUUUCAUACCAGAUCCUGACCAAGGUUCAUACAGCAUCACAAUUUAUUUCAUAUGGUUUGACUCACAUGACCUAUCCAGCUAUUUUCCAAAGUUGUUGGAAUACAACAACAAGCAUUGUGAUGUUAAAAUACAAGACUGAAGCCAUGGCUCCGUCUAAGAAGACAAAAACCUUGACAGUAAUUACACUACAAAAACAGACUAUAUUAUAUACCAUGUCAAGCUGUAACUUGGGAUCUAAUUUGCAUGAACCUCCAAUAUGGUACUGCCAGUGCUGACUUGCACAAUGAAUGAAAUAGCAUGACAUAGUGUACAUACACCAUGACAGAUACCCCUGGUCCUACCCUGAUCUUUGAUAUGAAAAAGGGUAUUCUUGUAUAUUUAUAUGUAUGUAAGCCAGGGCCAAACGUGUAUUUGCUAUCCCAGGACACAAAUAUAACCACUAGGCCUACGUUAUGCCAUACUCUUACCUGGAUACGUCAGACUUGUAUGGGAUCUUUGUCUGCCAUGUUGUCCCAUACAUAAUAAAUCUUUUGAUCAGCUCAAAUAUUUCGAUAAUGCACAACAACGAGGGUAUACUACAGAACAUUGCUGGUUUCAAGCAAUGCAUUGGGUCUGCAUUAGUAAGCUUACAUUGUUAAACGGUUUGGCUGGUCCAUCAUUGAUAAACAGUACACAGUUGAAAUGAACCUUUGUUGCUAGAUUCCUAGACGGCAGACCUCUAAAAAAAAAACACAGCCUUUGCCCAAUGCGGUGUUGUACAUAUAUGAAUGGCAUUGUUGUCUGAGUGUAAUUUCACAAUCUGUCAAAGUCACUACCAAAAUCCUUUACCUGAAACUCCACAGAUCCUGCUCCAAAGCGGGGUUGCCAGAUUUGCCGGUUUCCCGCCCAAAUGGGCUGUUCAGGAAACAUGUAGUUCAUAGAAAUCAAUACAAUUUAGUUCAGAGUUUUGAACUACUGUAUAUCCAAAGCACUUUCCUUUGAGUCAAGGUAGUUGAAGUAGCCUAUUUAAAAACCCUUUAUUUUACAUUGGGGUAAACAUGUUAAAAACGUUGACCGGUUUCAGUCAUCAUGGCCUUCAUCAGCGUGGUUUUUAUUAAAAACUUUUUAACGGAGAGUGCUUUGGAUAUAGUUCAAAAGUCUGUCAGGCCCUAAAAGGAAUAACGAGAUGCACCCCUUCAACCUGGAGAAAAGACUAUAGAGCGCUCGUUAUUCAUUCCUUGUACAAUUUAGUUCACAUUGGGUUGAACUUAGUGCAUCGUGCUGGUUUUUUGAGCAUUUAUUGGGCUAGAUGUCAUCAGUCAUAUUUGGCAACCCUGCUCAAAAGCUGUUUGAGGGGUGUGGCCUCCACUUCUACCGUUUUGUGUGUGCCAAAACAAGAAUGUGGUCUGUGAAGACUAGCUCCCUGUUUAGCAAGUGUGUUUGUGUAUGUGUGACCAUUUUAGCAGCUUCUUUACUGUUGGGGUGUAACAUCUUACCUACAAUUAAAGAUUUGUUUCAAAUCUGUUUUUUAUUCAUUCAUAAAAUGUGAAGCUACAAACUUAAUCGGCUGGUUCUUAAGCGACUGGUUCA